Molecule: messenger RNA, 1746 nt
Organism: Pocillopora meandrina
Lineage: Eukaryota; Metazoa; Cnidaria; Anthozoa; Scleractinia; Pocilloporidae
Source: the annotation of a GenBank genome assembly
AUGGGUUUUCCUUGCCGCAUUUUACUCCUUUUACCAAGCCCAGACUCCAAUGGUGUGAAUGUCUUCAGUCAAGACUUGCGGGUUUUUCCAUCCAUGUCCAAUCCUUAUGUCUUCCCGCCAUUUUCUUUGAUUGGUCCACUGUCGAAGUUUCUCUUGAGUCUUAAGAUCCCGUUCACUAUUGUGGUUCCAGAGUUUGUUCCUCAUCGCUAUUGGUGGGUUGAAUUGAACGCAAGGUGUUCUGGAAAAAUUUGUCUUGGUACACAGGGUGACUUGAGUGUUCUGCUAUCCCCAUCAAAGUUGGGUUAUAGUCCAACACCUUGUCCCUUUUCUAUGUGGGCGUUUCGUGUGUCUCGGUUCUAGGUGUAGAGUCGGGCUCAUUGUUUGUUUCGUUUUUGUUCCCUACAGACAUUGCCUAGAGUUCCGAAAUUAUUCACUCCCUGCGUUGCGUGCCCACGAUGCUCACAUCCGAAUGAUGAGGAUUUCAAUUUCUGUCAGAAAUGUGGUUAUGUUAGACGUGCUACAAUCCAAGGACCACUAAAGAAAUUGGAUAUUAAUGAAGGCAGCAUUGCCCAACGAGUACGCGAGUUGAAUGAGCAACGUAGUUCGUCUCAUUAUUCUAAACAGAAAUCAGCUCUGGAAUUGGAGUUUAUAAAUUUUCUGGGAAACUUGUCAGUCCCCAAGUCUUUGUCGUCAGCGCUUCCUUCGGAUGUUAUUGCGUUCCUUGUGUGGAAGGAUGGAAAGGGAAGGACACGAGUUCAUAGACAGGAUUGUCACACCUGGGGAGGUAAUGCGGGGCUAGAUUGUGAGUGCUUUAAACGUUUGGCAUUUGGGACUAUAGAUUCACUGAUUGGCAAGUUGCGUGCUAUAUUUGCAGAGAGUGGUCGAGGCGCAGAAUGGCAGUCUUUGUUAGGUGUAGGUAAUCCAGCUUCUUGUAGGUCAGUUAAGAAUUAUUUGAGUAAUGUGCGGGAAGAACAACUAAAGGCUAGGGUAACUCCACGCCAGGCAGAGCCUAUCUUAGUGAACGAUUUGUUGGUUAUCUCUGAAUACAUUAGAGCCCUUUUGUUGCAUUCUUCGACUUUGCGCGUAAUCCAGAUUUUUAUGUAUGCCCGCAAUCAGGCUUUAUUUAAGGCAUUAUUUUUUGCUGGUGAUAGAGCAGCUGAUUUGUUACAAGUAAAAGUAUGUGAUGUUUUACGUUUCUCGGAUAAUUCUGGUUUGUUGUUCAAUCAUGUUUGGACAAAGUCUCUCAGGUCAGGUGACGCAAAUGUGUUUGCCUUUAAGCGGGGAUCUAAUCCUUUGAUUUGUCCUGUCCGGGGUUUGGAAAUGUAUUUUGAUGUGUGUAAGCUGUUACGUAUUAACCUUGCGCCAGGUUUCCUUUUUCGCUCUAUUUCAAAAUCUGGCGGAGUUUGUUUCAGCCAUUUGGAGUCUUCAGCGGCCCAAGCGCGAUUGAGUUUUUAUGUUUCCGCGCUAGUUGGGAAGUUAUCUAGUAGUCAUUUAACAGUUCAUGGGUUUCGCAGUGGGGCGGCUGUAUCUUUAGCAUUGCGAAGCGUAAGUCUCAGUGAAAUCAUGGACCACAUUGGCUGGAAAUCUAGUAAGACGGCGCUUCACUAUAUCAAAUUUAAGCAAGUAGUGAAUCCAGCAGGCGUGGCGGCUAAACUAGCGGAUUUCCCUUUAAAAGCGGGCAGGACUACAAACAUCAGGAUCAUCUUGUGGGAUUCUCCCAAGCUUUUUCAUGAAUUCAUUUUAUGA